Molecule: messenger RNA, 1048 nt
Organism: Physella acuta
Lineage: Eukaryota; Metazoa; Mollusca; Gastropoda; Physidae
Source: RefSeq, a predicted model, not a curated record
ACUGUCGUCUUCUCUGGCUGCUCAUCUGUUUAACAAAUCUUCAAUGUAACUGGCUGUCAUUUUAUGGAUUUCUCGUUAUUUUUUAAUGCAUCUUUUUAAUACUGCUAUAUAGUUUGCUAUGGAUCUACGUUUAUUAAGUGUGUUUUCUAUAAUAGUAUCAGGUACUCUGGGGAAUUUUUCUUAUUUUAGAGUGAAUUUAAGUGAUUCUAAAGAUAGUUACUUGAUACAAGUACACAGCUCUACACAAGGAUGUGGAGAGAAUGAGAAAGCAGGAAUGCUUACCGGGAACGUAUUUAUAUUUUUUUCGUCGCAAUGUUCUACUGUAAGUUCGCCUAUUAUGGCUAACUUGUCUAAUACAAAUGAAAGACAACGUGUGAUGUACAUCAGAAAUACAUGCAACGGUCUGAGAAGUUGUCAUCUGGUAAAAGAAAAUCUGCAGCUUGAAAAAAAAUGUGGCGACAAUUGUAUUUGCCCAGCGGUAUAUUAUGAUAUAUACUACUCGUGCCAUCCUGUUGUUCCAGAUGACAAAAUAAUUUUUGACAUGUCCAAGGACUUCAACACCACCUUUGACACACAUACGGCGGCCAAUAAUGUUUACCUGGUGCUCCAGAGACAGCAUCUUGUAUAUAAUCGAACAUGCUGUAUACAGGCGAAUAAAAUUGGUAUUAACAUUAGAUUCAUGAACACACCAUCCGCUUUAACAGUGCAGUAUAAUGGAGCUACCGAAAUCUUAGACGACAGACAGUAUAACCUUCCUAAGAGGUUUUAUGAUGUUGAUAAGCUGUGUUUUACACAGAACACUCUUUUGGAACCUAUUUGGUUUCAUCUUACAGAUGCGAGUGCAAACCAAGUCUUUACAAUCAGCUGCCGAGGAGAGAAAAGCAACAUCACAGCGACGGAUACAUCUCACCUUUCAGUCGAUACACCAGUGCUAGCUGUUGCUGUGGCUGCUGGCUGUCUAGCUAUAAUUGCUGCGGUUAUGUGUAUAGUAUUUCUUUGUCGCAGGCAAGUAGAAAAUAAUAAAAUAUUUAUUUGUAUCCAAACUUAG